Molecule: messenger RNA, 573 nt
Organism: Miscanthus lutarioriparius
Lineage: Eukaryota; Viridiplantae; Streptophyta; Magnoliopsida; Poales; Poaceae
Source: the annotation of a GenBank genome assembly
AUGGACGACAGCGACCUCGACUCCGCCGCCGCCAAGGCCACCUCCCGCGUCCGGUGCGCCGCCAGCGACGACGACCACCGCGGCGAGGUGCUGCAGCCGGCCCGCCCGUUCAAGUCCCCGCGGCUCGCCUCCGCCUCCGCCUCCCACUUCACGCCGCCGCCCCCCGCGCCGCUGCCGCUGCCCCUGCCCCCUCCCCCGCCCUCGUCCCGGCUUAAUGCGUCUUCCUACGCCACGCCCGACGCAGCGGCGGCCAGGAACCGGCCCCCGGUCGUUGAGAGCCCCCCGCCCCCUGAGCUCUGGAGGCUUCCCAUGGGGAGCCCCAUCGCCGCCGCCUAUGACGGGGGCUUGCUCCCCUCCCUCUCCGUGGCCAACUUCAGAAAGUACCAGGACGUAGCCCUCUCGAUUCUGGAGAAAAGUGACUACACCUCUAUCAGUGGGAACCCAUACAUAAAGAAGUCAGGGUGGAGAAAAAUAUCUUGCUUCUUCAAUAUCUCGUUCGAAAUCAAGGAUCACUCCAUUGAGUUUGAUGAAAACCGUAAUGUCAACCGUGCUGAAUUUCUUGUUCGAGCAUGA